Messenger RNA from Achroia grisella, 619 nucleotides. RefSeq lists its product as uncharacterized. The coding region runs from base 188 to 520 and encodes 110 amino acids. The transcript has 2 exons. The record is from RefSeq and is a predicted model, not a curated record. NCBI's taxonomy places the organism in Eukaryota, Metazoa, Arthropoda, Insecta, Lepidoptera, Pyralidae.
ACCCUCGCACAUAAAUCCGCACACACGCACAACUGCCCACAUCACAUUUGCAUUGGUCAUCGAACUCCCCACCGAAUCACUGAACAAAAGCAGCUCAAACUGGUUUUCGUAUAUUUUUCGACAUUAGCCGUCUGCCGGUGCUGUUUCCUGUGCGAUUCUUAUGAGCCUAUAAAUUAGUCUGGGCAUUAUGACGGGCGAUUUUCAGGCGAAUCAACACAAAAAGCCCGUUAAUAACUAUAAACGAAACCGGCGUAAAAAAUGCGCCGAUGUCGUCUCAUUUCUAGGUAUUUUCGACUGGCAUCAAGACAAUGAUUCAAGGAAUAACUACACGAGAAGGGCUAAAGAUCGUGCCCAGUGGCGUGACUUGGGAGAGGCCUAUGUCCAGCGGUACCCUAGAAGUAAAGUCGAAUCCGUCACGCAGGAGUUGGCCUUCGGCCGCUCUAAGCUCUUCCGUGGGUUUGGAGUGCAUCUGCACUCGCUACCGUUCAGUAAAACUGCCAACUGCGACCAACAGCAUUAGAAUAGUUCGACAAAAAAGCUAAAUACUAUAUUAUACUAUGCAUAACAGAACCAAGAAACAAAAUGUAAAUCUAAAAAUGUUUUCAAACAAAAUAUAGCU